GUAAGACCAGAAGAAUCAACAGGAACAAUAUCUUUUCAUCACUGUGUUGCUCUUUUUGCAAGAAAAAUGGCGGUAUAGGUUGUACCUGUAGGUGAAACCAAGUGUCUCCACCCACCUUCAAACUAUAUUUAUACAGUGUUUUGCCAGAGAAAGCUCACUGAUUGUGUUCAUGAUGACCAUCAUCUCUCUGCUCCUGCUGGCCUCUCUGCUGUCACACCUGAACUUCACUGUGGGUAUAGUGAAUGGCUGGGAAGCAAAACCCCACUCCAGACCUUACAUGGUUUCUAUUCAAUCGAAUGGGAUACAUGUCUGUGGUGGAUCCCUCAUUUCUGAUCAGUGGGUCUUGACUGCUGCACAUUGUUGGAACAGAAAUGAGAAUCUGACAGUUGUGGUUGGUGCUCAUGACUUAAAGAAAAUUAAGAAUUCAGAUCAUAUUGGAGUGAAGUCCUACAUCCAACAUCCAAGCUAUAGUGGUUUUUAUAUUUCCAAUAACAUCAUGCUUUUGAAGUUACAGGAAAAAGUCAACAUUAACAACAACUAUGUUAAAUCGAUUUCAUUACCAAAGAAUGGAGAAGAUGUUAAGACAAACACUUUCUGUAGUGUUGCGGGCUGGGGACAACUGGAGAUUGAAGGCCCAAAGAGCGAUCGUCUAAUGGAGGCAAACGUGUGUAUAAUGAAUGAAAGUGAAUGUCACAAGAGGUGGGGAAUGGAGUUCUCACAAACACAGAUGAUGUGCGCACAUGGCCAUGGUGGAUCCUGCCGUUAUGAUUCUGGAGGUCCUUUGGUUUGUGGAGACACUGCAAUUGGUGUCACAGCUUUUGGAGAUAGCUCACUCUGCAAUUCACCCAAGAAACCCAAUGUGUAUAUUAAGAUUUCAGAAUAUAUUCCAUGGAUAAACAUCAAAAUUAGAUAAGUUCUUGGAUUUUUCUGCAUGACCUCUUUCAAUCAAAGUAUCACUUUGCAAUCGUAAAUCAUGAAGUGUCUUCAUUGUCACACACACACACACAAACACACAAUAUUUUGUGGAGGUUGCAGUGUCACUGUCAUUGAUUGGAUGAAUGCAGCAUGCGAUCAGUUUAUAUUAGUUUAUAUUUGUGUUUGGUCUUGUUCUGUAUCGCGUAUCUUGUCAGUGUCUGCACUUGCUUGGGCAUUUGUUGUGGAGAAAAAUAAGGAAAGUGUGUUUU
Messenger RNA from Carassius gibelio (silver crucian carp), 1184 nucleotides. Its product is annotated as complement factor D-like. The coding region runs from base 170 to 913 and encodes 247 amino acids. The transcript is spliced from 5 exons. Lineage: Eukaryota; Metazoa; Chordata; Actinopteri; Cypriniformes; Cyprinidae. Gene Ontology annotation, molecular function: serine-type endopeptidase activity. The record is from RefSeq and is a predicted model, not a curated record. Gene Ontology annotation, biological process: proteolysis.